AUGGCUACCACCGAACAGUCGCGGCUCUUUGAGCCCCUCGAGAUCAACAAUGGCAAGAUCCGUCUCAGCCACCGUAUCGUGCAUGCCCCGAUGACGCGGAAUCGUGGCGUUCCGGAGAAUGCCACCAGUACGCCCGAGAAGCCCAACCGCGUCUGGUAUCCCGGGGACCUGAUGGCCGAGUACUAUAACCAGCGAGCCACCCCCGGCGGGCUGAUCAUCUCGGAAGGAAUUCCGCCCUCGCUAGAGAGCAACGGCAUGCCCGGCGUCCCCGGCCUCUGGAACGACCAGCAGGCCGAGGGCUGGAAGAAGGUCGUCGACGCCGUCCACGCCAAGGGUGGUUACAUCUUCGCCCAGCUGUGGCACGCUGGCCGCACCACCAUCCCCCACUUGACGGGCUCUCCCACCGUGUCGGCCUCCGCCGCUGUCUGGGAUUCCCCCGAGGAGGUCUUCCCCUACCCGCCGGUCGGAUCUACCCAGCAGGAGCGGCUGGCCGCUCACCCGCCCAUUGAGCUCACCAUCCCGCACCUCAAGCAGACUAUCGCCGACUACUGCCACUCGGCCGCCCUCGCCAUGAAGGCCGGCUUCGACGGCGUCGAGGUCCACGGCGGGAACGGCUACCUGCCCGAGCAGUUCCUCAGCUCUAACAUCAACCACCGCACCGACGAGUACGGCGGCUCCCCCGAGAAGCGCUGCCGCUUUGUCCUCGAGCUCAUGGAUGAGCUGGCCAAGACGGUCGGCGAGGAGAACCUCGCCAUCCGCCUGUCGCCGUUUGGCCUGUUUAACCAGGCUCGUGGCGAGCAGCGUCUGGAGACCUGGUCUCAUCUGUGCGAGCAGCUGAAGCAGACCCACCCUGCGCUGUCGUACGUCAGCUUCAUCGAGCCGAGAUACGAACAAAUUUUCAGCCAGUCCGAGAAGGACAAGUUCCUCGACAGCUGGGGUCUCGGUGACGUGGACCUCUCGCGGUUCCGCCAGAUCUUCGGCUCCACCCCCUUCUUUUCCGCUGGCGGCUGGGACCAGUCCAACUCGUCCGGCGUCCUCGAAUCCGGCCGCUACGAUGCCCUGCUUUACGGCCGCUACUUCACCAGCAACCCCGACCUGGUGGAACGGCUGCGCACCGGCGUCCCGUUCACUCCGUACGAGCGGAGCCGCUUCUACGGACCGUUCGAGGAUAAUGCCAAGUGCUAUAUCGAUUAUCUGCCUGCGAACCCCAGUCUGGAUAUCAAGAUCCAGGUGCAGGAGUAG
Messenger RNA from Aspergillus campestris IBT 28561, 1242 nucleotides. RefSeq names its product alkene reductase. NCBI's taxonomy places the organism in Eukaryota, Fungi, Ascomycota, Eurotiomycetes, Eurotiales, Aspergillaceae. The transcript is spliced from 3 exons. Gene Ontology annotation, molecular function: oxidoreductase activity; FMN binding. The coding region runs from base 1 to 1242 and encodes 413 amino acids. The record is from RefSeq and is a predicted model, not a curated record.